AGAUGCUGCUACGCAGGCAGCGGUUACGCUAACGCUUGUGCUUAGACAUCACCAAUGUCUAAAUUUUGACACCCAUAUCUACAUUUCACGCAUGUAAAUACAUCUACAGAUUACUUAAUUAGUCGGUCGUGGCAAAAUGGUCGAGUUCCACCGUGUCCGUGUUGUAUUUGUGUCGCUUUUCGUGUGCGGGUUGUUGCGGGACGCGUUGAGUUUCUAUCUUCCUGGUUUGGCCCCGGUCAGCUUCUGUAAGAAAGAAGCGGGCGACAAAAACAGCGAAGUCCCAGACUGCAAGUCAACCAUUGAGCUCUUUGUGAACAGGCUGGAUUCUGUGGAGUCAGUUUUACCCUAUGAAUAUACUGCGUUUGAUUUUUGUGCUGAGCAACAUGAGAAGCGACCAUCUGAGAACUUGGGCCAGGUAUUGUUUGGUGAGAGAAUUGAGCUGUCCCCAUAUAAGUUUUUGUUCCAGAAUGAUUUGCAAUGCCAGUCCGUCUGCGUCAAGUCUUACAAAACACAAGAUGCAGGUGAUAAAGCCAAAUUGGAUUUCCUCAAGAAGGGAAUGCUCCUCAAUUACCAACACCACUGGAUUGUUGAUAAUAUGCCGGUGACCUGGUGUUACGAUGUGGAGGACAAUCAGAAGUUCUGUAAUCCUGGCUUUCCCAUUGGUUGCUAUGUCACAGAUACAGGACGGGCCAAAGAUGCCUGUGUGGUCAAUGCUGACUUCAAUGACAAAGACACCUUCUACAUCUUCAACCAUGUGGACAUAACAAUUUUCUACCACAAUGUGGAAAAUGAGGUUGCUGGUGCCAGACUGGUUGCAGCUAAGUUAGAGCCCAAAAGCUUUAAGCAGUCCAACGUAGACAAACCAGACUGCACAGGACCUCCCAUGAGCCUGAGCAACAAGUUCAAUGGAGAAAUCAGGAUACCCUACACUUACUCUGUCAAGUUUCUGGAGGAUAAGACAAUUCGCUGGGCCUCCAGAUGGGAUUACAUUCUUGAGUCUAUGCCACACACAAACAUUCAGUGGUUCAGUAUCAUGAACUCUCUGGUCAUCGUACUCUUCCUCUCUGGAAUGGUCGCUAUGAUCAUGCUUCGAACACUUCAUAAAGAUAUCGCUCGAUACAACCAGAUGGACUCUGUGGAGGAUGCCCAGGAGGAAUUUGGCUGGAAGCUGGUUCACGGAGAUGUCUUCAGGCCGCCUAGGAAAGGCAUGCUGCUGUCUGUGUUCCUUGGUUCUGGGACUCAGAUCUUCAUCAUGACCUUUGUCACUCUAUUUUUUGCCUGUUUGGGUUUCCUGUCACCUGCCAAUCGCGGGGCUCUGAUGACGUGUGCAGUGGUGCUGUGGGUGCUCUUGGGUACUCCAGCUGGUUAUGUGGCUGCUCGCUACUACAAAUCUUUCGGUGGUGAGAAGUGGAAGACCAAUGUUCUGUUGACAGCUUUUCUCUGUCCAGGAGUGGUGUUUGCAGAUUUCUUUGUGAUGAAUCUCAUUUUGUGGGGUGAGGGUUCAUCCGCUGCCAUGCCCUUUGGCACUCUGGUUGCCAUCCUGGCUCUGUGGUUUUGCAUAUCAGUGCCCCUCACCUUUAUCGGCGCGUACUUCGGUUUCAAGAAAAGCGCCAUUGAACAUCCUGUGCGGACCAACCAGAUUCCAAGACAGAUUCCAGAGCAGUCCUUCUAUACUAAACCUCUUCCUGGCAUUGUCAUGGGAGGAAUCCUGCCAUUCGGAUGCAUCUUCAUCCAGCUGUUUUUCAUUCUCAACAGCAUCUGGUCUCACCAGAUGUACUACAUGUUUGGCUUUCUCUUCCUGGUCUUUAUCAUCUUGGUCAUCACCUGCUCUGAGGCCACCAUUCUCCUCUGCUACUUCCACCUGUGUGCUGAGGACUAUCACUGGCAGUGGCGUUCUUUCCUGACCAGCGGAUUCACAGCUGUUUAUUUCCUGGUCUAUGCCAUCCAUUACUUCUUCUCCAAGCUGCAGAUCAGCGGACUUGCCAGCACCAUUCUUUACUUUGGUUACACCAUGAUCAUGGCGCUCAUCUUCUUCCUCUUCACAGGCACCAUUGGAUUCUUCGCUUGCUUUUGGUUUGUCACCAAGAUCUACAGCGUGGUCAAAGUGGAUUAAAUGAAAGCAAUCUCAGAUGAGACUGAACUUCUCUUCUCCGCCCAAUGUGAGAUCCCAGAGGGAGGGACCUGAGCGCUGUUUAUCUUCUGUUGCCACGGCAACCCUUCUUUACAUCAGCAACUCUAAAUCUACAAAUUUAAUUUACUUUGCUGUGUGUGCGUGUGGGCGUGUGUACAUUAGUAGUGCAUAUUCAACCAAUUGGAAGAACUCUACACAUCUGCUUCUUUAGUUGGAACAGAAUACAGCAGAUACACACAUUGACCCUUAUAACUCACAUGGGUAUUUACGAUUUGGAGUUGUCAUUUGUAAAUAUUACUUACUUUAUUCUUUGCUAACGUUCAAAUGGAAGGGUAAUGCAUAAAUCGCAGAGAAAACUAGCUCCAGUCAUUGAAUCUUCAAGGUGUCGGAAGUAUGAUUUUGUAAAUAUCUUCUUUUGUUUCUUAAAUUCAUCAAGCAAGAAAGUAGAAGUUGAAAGCCGAAGGACUUCAUUCUUUGGGUUGAUUUAAGAGUGAGGCUGUGUGAAUUUUCUUUUUUUCCAUCUUGUUGAUACUGUACAAUUACUGCUUGCGUAUACUUGUGUAUAACCAGUGGGGGGAAUGUCUAUUUAACUUUUUUGUUUGGUCAUUUUUUCUUUGUUUUCUGUUUAUGCCUCAACACUUUGUGUGCCUCAUUAUCACAGAGGAAAAUCAAGACUGGUAAAAACUGAUUUGGGAAGAUGUGAAGUGCCCCGUCCAUACACAGGGGUAACUGGAGUGAAAUGAUUUCUUUUGUUUGUAUAUAUGCACAGCGUUAAACGUGUGUCCAGCAUAAACUACAUUAGCUUGGUUGGCUACUCGGUUUUGGUUUUUGUCUUCUCUGAUUUUGAGGUAAUGAGAUUACAAGAAAAAUGAAAAAAAAAAAUUAUUAGAAAUAAAACCUUGUCUUCAAAAAUA
Messenger RNA from Danio rerio (zebrafish), 3045 nucleotides. It is a transcript of the gene tm9sf2, whose product is annotated as transmembrane 9 superfamily member 2. Lineage: Eukaryota; Metazoa; Chordata; Actinopteri; Cypriniformes; Danionidae. The record is from RefSeq and is marked provisional. Gene Ontology annotation, cellular component: membrane; cytoplasm.